Molecule: messenger RNA, 504 nt
Organism: Leptosomus discolor (cuckoo roller)
Lineage: Eukaryota; Metazoa; Chordata; Aves; Leptosomiformes; Leptosomidae
Source: RefSeq, a predicted model, not a curated record
GUUGCUCACAACAACUACCUGGCGCUGAAGGAGUUCCUCCGGCUCUUCCCUGAGUACUCCAAGAACGAUCUCUUCCUCACAGGGGAGAGCUAUGGGGGGAGCUACAUCCCCACGCUGGCGGGGGGGGGGAUGGAGGCCCCCAGUCUUGCCUCGCAGGGAAUCGCUGUGGGAAACGGCCUCUCCUCCUACGAGAUCAAUGACAACUCCCUGGUUUACUUUGCCUAUUACCACGGUCUGCUGGGGACCGAGCUGUGGAGGGACUUGCAGGCCUUCUGCUGCUCCCAGGGGAAGUGCAACUUCCAUGACAACUCCAACCUGAACUGCACGCUCAAGAUGGAGGAGGUGAUCCAGAUUGUAGAGGAGUCCGGCCUUAACAUCUACAAUCUCUAUGCCCCGUGUGAUGGUGGUGUCCCUGGGAGCAUGAGGUACGAGGGUGGCUAUCUCGUCACACAUGACCUGGGCAACUCCUUCAUCCGGAUGCCGAUGAGGUUCUCCUGGCGGCAG